Messenger RNA from Diospyros lotus (date-plum), 1034 nucleotides. RefSeq lists its product as uncharacterized. The record is from RefSeq and is a predicted model, not a curated record. The transcript has a single exon. NCBI's taxonomy places the organism in Eukaryota, Viridiplantae, Streptophyta, Magnoliopsida, Ericales, Ebenaceae. Bases 356 to 763 code for a protein of 135 amino acids.
UUGGGUAACUAAGCAUCUUCUCUCCUAUCCUGCAUCUCGCCAUAGUCUUUGGCGUACGGCCGGAUGAAAGCUAACCUCUCCACAUCCACGAAAGCCUUCGAACCUCAAGAUAUAGCUAGCAAUAGCGCAUAUCGCCAUUGUAUAUAUUUAUCCAAAAAAAAAAUAUCUUAGCCAUAUGCGCAUCGUGAUGGGGACCACCCCUCCCCGCCCCACCUUCAGAUUUCAGAGGCUUCAUCUUCAUGUAACUCUAAACUAUAUCAUUAUAUAAAGGCCUUCCAUUGCCCUACAUACGAUACAACUCAACUGCUCGAUCACAAGCAAGCAACACCUGAUCAUCAAUAAUCGAUCGGCAAGAAUGGAGGCGAACCGCAAACGCAGAGGAUUCAUGAAGACGAAGCUGGUCAAGCCCUUCUACCGCUCGGCCAAGCCAUCACCAGCUUCCUCCACAACUGUACUCCCGUACAUUAAUACUACCGCUGCCACCAAAGUCAUCAGGUCCGUCGCUCCCUCGGCCGGAGCAGUCGACUUCUUCGUCAAUCACGACUACGUGACACCCGCCCAUCCGAAGCAGAUAAUUUCAUAUGCCCCGCCGGAUAAUGGCUAUGACUCCUACUACGCCAGGCUCGAGAAAAUCUACGGCGUAGUAGCCGACGAAAGUGUCGAUCUCAAGGCCGCAACUUACAUCUCUUGCGUUCAGGAGCGUUUCAAGCUCGAACAGGUCAACUCAGAACGCAAGGAUGCGUCUCAAGACAUUCAAUGGUGAAUUCUUUUAUCAUGGUUUGGUAGCAGACUUGCAGUUGCAUGCCCGUCUUCUUGAAAGACGUACGUAUGGUUGAUUAUUGAGUCAAAUUAGGGUCUCCUCUCCUAGCUAGCUAUAUAUAUAUAUAUAUAUAUCAUUGUUACGAGAUAUCUACAGUACUAGUGUACGUUGUCGUCUUUACUACUAGCUUAAUUAAUUAGAAUUAAUUAAGGUUGCCGCCCUGCUGCUGUUCAGUGAAGUCGUAAUAAAUAAGACACACCUGUUUCUGUUUGUA